This is a messenger RNA of Pocillopora meandrina, 1039 nucleotides long. The record is from the annotation of a GenBank genome assembly. Lineage: Eukaryota; Metazoa; Cnidaria; Anthozoa; Scleractinia; Pocilloporidae.
AUGUCGUCACCUCCGAAAGAUAAAGAUAAAGAAUUAAAAGCUGGUCAUCCGCCAGCAGGUCUGUUGAAAACUUUCUUCUGAAAACAAAUUUGUUAUUGGGUCGCGUACAUGAAAAGAGACGGUCGCUAAAAUUCGCUAAUUACGAUUUACAAAUAUUUUGUUAUUAAAAUCUUUGUAGUUAAAGCAGGAGGAAUGAGAAUAACUUCAAAGCAUCAUCAAUCUCAGCAUCCAGCACCAACACCUGAGGAGAAAGCCGAGGAGGAAGAAUUUGCAGAGCCUAAAGAAAAGUGAGUCCCCAUAUGUGUGUACAAGUUUCGUCCUCUCAUGUACAGAUACGUGUAACGAAUAAUUUCCGAAGUUUUGCGUACACCGUACAACUUUCACCAACAAUUUUAACGUUUCAACUAUACAUAAUUCAUUUCAUUGUUCCGAGAAAAGGAUUUUUAAAGGUUGUGAAAUAUUUUUGCGAAUUUAACUCGAGCGCUCUCUGUCCCUUCCCCACGUGCCGUGUUUCACGUUUGUUGCGUGACUAUUCUGCCAAAUUGUUGUUGUGUUGCGUGACAGUUAAUUAUAGCCAUGUUGAUAAGUAUUUUAAAAUUUUCGGCAAAUAUCUCGCUAAGAACUUAAAAAGUAGUUUUGAGUUUUGGAGCAUUUAGCAGACAUGUUUCUUCAAGCAGCUAAAAUUUGUUCAGCUGAGGCCAUGCGUUUGAUAUGUUUCGAUUUUCAUAGCCAGACUGACUACUUUGAUUUAGAAAAGUGUAGCGAAUUCUUGUGUACUUUUCCCUAUUUUGUGAUGUUGCUUGAAAGUUAUAUAGUACUUACUUGUUGAUGAAAAGAAUUAACAAUUGUCGAAUUUUAUUUCAGGGCCUCUGAUCAGAAAGUUAUUGUUUCAGGGGUAUUGACAAAGGGGAAUGCAGAUUUUAAGGCAGAUGCUAUUAAGGUGGCUCAUGAGAAGCCCAUGCCACAACAUGAAAAACGACCAGCAGGUGGCGCAGGAAAGACUGCAGCAAUGCACAUUCAACAACCUAGGAAGCAGUAG